AUGGCGGAGGCUCUUGGAGCUCUGUUGGAGGCAAGCUUGGAUCCACGCCGGAACAAGGAAGCCGAGCUUGCCCUGCGACAGGAAGAACAAAAACCGGGCUUUUCGCUACAACUCCUCCAAAUCUCUGCGUCCGAUUCAUCUCCCAGCAACAUUCGCCUUGCUAGUGCCCUCUGCUUCAAGAACUUUGUCAAGCGCAAUUGGACCAACGAAGAUGGAAACUGGAAGCUGCCUCAAAAUGAGGUUGAAACCAUCAAGCGCGAGCUGAUCAACUUGAUGAUCUCGGUCCCUCCCUCGAUCCAAACUCAGCUGGGCGAGGCUGUUAGCGUGAUCGCCGACAGUGAUUUCUGGGAGCGAUGGGAUACUCUUGUUGACGACCUCGUUUCGAAGCUGUCGCCGUCCAACCCUACGGUCAACAUUGGUGUUUUGCAGGUUGCGCACUCAAUCUUCAAGCGCUGGCGCCCGCUUUUCCAAUCCAAUGAACUCUACAUGGAAAUUAAUCAUGUCCUGGAGAAGUUCGGAACUCCGUUCCUGGCCCUGUUCGAGGGCCUCGACACUUACCUCGAACAAAACAAGACCAACAAGGAAAACUUGACCCAGGGUUACAACCAGCUGAACUUGAUGAUCAAGUUGUUCUACGACCUCUCGUGUCACGACCUUCCUCCUAUGUUCGAAGAUAACAUCGGCGCGAUUGCACAGAUCCUUCUCAAAUACCUGACAUAUGACAACCAACUACUCCACACCGAUGAUGAGACCGAUGCUGGCCCGUUGGAGUAUGUCCGUGCCGGAAUUUUUGAGGCUCUGACUCUGUACGUCCAGAAGUUCCUUGAUGCAUUUGGACCUCAUGUCGGACAGUUCAUCCAGAGCUCCUGGAGUUUCUUGACCACCAUCGGCCAAGAGACCAAGUAUGACAUUCUUGUCAGCCGUGCCCUUCACUUCUUGACCUCGGUCGCUAGCAUGCCCGAGCAUGCCCCCUCUUUCCAGGCCGAGGAGACGCUUGGACAGAUUAUUGAGAAGGUCAUUCUGCCCAACGUGAGCCUGCGUGAGUCGGAUGAGGAGCUGUUCGAAGACGAGCCGAUUGAGUUCAUUCGCCGGGAUCUGGAGGGAUCCGACAGCGAGACCAGGCGGCGCGCUGCAACAGACUUCCUUCGACGACUGGCUGAGAAGUUUGAGGCAUCCGUGACCAAGGUGACUCUCAAGUAUACCGAGCACUACCUUGGCGAGUAUGCCAAGGAUCCUGCGUCAAACUGGAAGUCCAAGGACACAGCGACCUACUUGUUCUCUGCGAUUGCCGCCAAGGGUGUUGCGACCUCUACACACGGUGUCACUGCUACGAACAACCUGGUCAGCAUCACCGACUUCUUCCAGCGGCACCUUGCCGCAGAUCUCAUCUCCGAUGACGGAGUGCACCCAAUUCUCAAGGUUGAUGCUAUCAAGUACUUGUACAACUUCCGCAGCAUCAUCACCAAGGAACAAUGGCAGCAGGUGCUUCCCGUGUUGGUAAAGCACCUGGCUUCCGCAAACUAUGUUGUCUACACAUAUGCUGCGAUUGCCGUGGAGCGCGCUCUCUUCCUCAGCGACGCCCAGGGACAGCCCGUCAUUCCUCCCACCGAGAUUACUCCGCUGUCCAAGGAACUUUUGGAACACAUCUUCCAGUUGAUCCAACGGGAUCCCGCUCCUGAGAAGGUGCAGGAGAACGAGUUCCUGAUGCGCUGUGUCAUGCGUGUGCUGGUCGUCAUCCGUGAGGGUGUCGUGCCUUUCACAGAUGUCGUGCUGAACCGCCUGAUCGGCAUCACGGAUAUCAUUCGCACCAACCCUAGUAAUCCGAAGUUCUAUUACUACCACUUUGAAGCCAUGGGUGCUUUCAUCCGAUUUGCCGCCCCGGCCAAUCCCGACAAGCUCGAGCAGGCCCUAUAUACGCCAUUUGCCGGUAUUCUCCAGAACGACGUGCAAGAAUUCAUGCCCUAUGUGUUCCAGCUCUUCGCGGCUCUUCUUGAGGCCAACCCCUCUGCAACUCUGCCUACCUACUACCAGGAAUUGAUUGCGCCAAUCUUGAUGCCAGUCAUGUGGGAGUCGCGAGGCAACAUCCCUGCCCUCGUUCGGCUGCUUUCCUCCAUUAUCCCCCGUGGAUCGCAGUACAUCCUCGAGCACAGCCAGGUUGAGCCUAUUCUGGGUAUCUUCCAGAAGCUUUUGUCAACCAAGACCAACGAGGGCUAUGGCUUCGAUCUCCUGGAGUCUGUGGUUGCAAACUUCGCACCUGCCGCACUGGAGCCGUAUUUCAUCCAGAUCAUGCAGAUUAUUCUUCAGCGUCUGCAAAACUCCAAGACCGAGAACUUGUCCCUUCGAUUCGUCCGGUUCUAUCACUUCCUGACUGCUCAUGACGACAAGGGAUACAGUCCGGACACCAUCCAGCAGAUCUGUGAAAAGAUCCAGCCAGAUCUUUUCAAGGGCGUUUACCUCGGCCUUGUGCUCGCCGAUACUCAGAAGCUGGCACGCCCUCUGGAUCGCAAGACUGCAGUUAUCUCACUGACCAAGACUCUUGCCAACUCGGAGGCAUUUGCCACCAAGUAUGUUGUCCACAAGGAUGACCUCAUUGAGUUCGACGCCGAAGAGAUGUCCUUCGGCGUUGGAUUCACGGCGUUGAACACCAUCCGUAUGCAGCCCAAGGACCCCUGGCCUGAGACGGGUCUUGAUCUCAAGGCCUGGGUUGGCUCUUACCUGAAGGAGGCGGACAAGAAGAAUGGCGGCCGAGUUUCACAGUUCGCCCAGGAGCGUCUUGAUGACCAGGCCAAGUCGGUCCUUGGGAGCUAUAUUUCCUAA
Molecule: messenger RNA, 2817 nt
Organism: Penicillium cataractarum
Lineage: Eukaryota; Fungi; Ascomycota; Eurotiomycetes; Eurotiales; Aspergillaceae
Exons: 9
Coding region: 1-2817 (938 amino acids)
Biological process (GO): protein import into nucleus; protein export from nucleus
Cellular component (GO): nuclear envelope; cytosol
Molecular function (GO): nuclear export signal receptor activity; small GTPase binding
Source: RefSeq, a predicted model, not a curated record